CAUCACCUUCUUAUGAUAUAUACAUAUAUAUAUAUAUAUAUAUAUAUACAUAAUAGUAAUGCACAAUUCAAUUGAUUUAUAUUUAAAAACGUGACAGUUAAAUUAGAUAAAUGUUUUGGUCAACUUAUAAAGUUAUUUAGAUGUUUCAAUUUUCAGAUAAAAUAUUACUUUCAUAACAAUAACUUCAAUCUGAAAAUUAGUAAAACGUAUUUAAGUUCAGCGAUAAUCGAAUUGGAUUAAAAUUAUAAAUCAGAUACCAACAAAAUUAAUUAUUUAAGAACAAUGUGGUUUGAAUACAUUUGGACAACAUUAACAGCUGUAGCUGUAAUAACAAGCAAUAGUGUAUCUCAUGCUCAGAGUCAAAACACAAGUGAAUCUAAAAUAACACGGCAUUUAGGAAAUGAUAUAGUUCACAACGAACAUGAUAUACUAAAUACAAGAAACAUCACACAAAUUAUAGAUAAUGGAAACAAAACUAAUACCCAAACACUGUUUGGAGAUAUUAUUGCGAAUAGUAUGAAAAACUUUAUACCUUUUUCUAAUGUCAAUGAAAAAUGUACUAAAGAUGGACAACAUUUCGUGAAUGAUUUAAAUAACCAAACACUGUGGGCUGUCAAAAUGUACACUUCUUCAUCUAAAUAUCCUGGAACAAUUUUAUCCGGUGACGUCAACGAAUUGGGAUAUUUUGACCAAUGCAUGCGGGUGUCAUCAAAAAGUCUUGGAAUUAACGGAGCGUACGCCUUAGCAAACGUAAGAUUCCACCUAACUGCAGACAAAGGACCUCACGAACCCCUCAACCAAUUCGACAUAAUCAAAGCGGAUUGGGAACGAUCGAAAAGGGAUCCGUUAGUAGUAGGACCGGAAAACCUAUUAUGGGCGUUGUGUUUUCCAGACUCUUGUACCAACGAAGACAUACAAUUAUCCGUCGAUCGUGCGUUGACACCGGCUUUUCAGGAUCGCAAUAUCAGUGUUGACGUCGUAGUGCCGCCGUUGAUGUAUACCUCUAAGAACACGACGAUGAAGUAUUCUAAUGCAGUUUUGAUGAUUUAUGGAAUAUUUAUCGUGGGCUGUGCAUUGAUGAUCUCCGGCACGAUAUACGAUUUAUUUGGCGAUCACUCGAAUCCCGGAAAAUCUACUUUUGCCAGCAAGUGCUUACAUUCAUUCUCGGUUGUAACAAAUAUGAGAAACUUAAUGGAAGAUCCAAAAACCAAAGACUAUGGUGUAACUAAUGGGCUUAAAACAUUGGGAAUAAUUUCUGUGAUAAUCGGUCAUAGAGUAGCUUUAAACUUAGGAAUCCCAAACAUUGGUCCAGAAUACUCGGAACGCAUUUUUACCGACUUCUGGUGGUCAUUCCUCAAGGCUCCGGUUGCAGUUGAGAUAUUUUUUAUAGUAAGCGGAUUUUUUACAUACAUCGUAAUCGAAGAGCGUUUAAGGAAUGGAAAAUCAUUAAAGUUCAUGUUCUUAAUGAUUUACCGAAUAAUCAGAAUUUACCCGAUGUAUAUUACUGUUAUUGUAAUAUUUGCAUUUAUUUUGCCUUAUAUGGGUGAUGGUCCAUUGUGGAAACUUAUUGUUUACCCCGAAGCCGAGUUUUGCCGGAAAAACUGGUGGACCAAUCUAUUGUUCAUAAACAACUAUGUACAUUCAAACGAAAUGUGUAUGGUGCACACGUGGUACUUGGCAUGUGACAUGCAUUUUUUUAUAGUUGGAGUUUUCUUGACCUAUAUUGUAUGGAGAUGGAAUAAAGCCGGUGUUUUUGUUUAUGGUGUUCUCUUUGCUAUAUCUAUGUAUAUACCUGCGAAAUCAAUUUACGAUAAUAAACAAUGGGGAGUGAUGCCAUACUUCCAUGGUAAUAUUAAAAACCUCAGGACAACUGAACAUUUCCAAAGAGUUUACAUAAAGAGUCAUUACAGGAUUACUACAUACCUCGUUGGUCUUGCAACUGCGUUUAUAUAUUUGCGUAUCAAACAAUCCAAAUUUAAAUUUUCAGUAGAAAGUAGAAUAAUUGGAUUUAUGGUCUGCUUCUUGCUGCAUAUCGCCUGUUAUAUCGUUACUGGCUACUUAUAUUUACCAGGCCUUACGUACAAUCCAUGGAAUCACAUAAUGUACUUCACGUUCCAGAGAAUUGUAUAUUCAUUGACUAUAUCGUACUUGCUUGUCGUCAGCUCUUUAUCUAAUUUUGGUUUUAUCAGCAGUUUUAUUGAGUGCAAACUUUUCAUUGUCAUAUCAAGAUUAUCGUACGUCCUGUAUCUGAUACAUUUUAUUGUUCAGUUGCAAAGUAUUGGUCAAAUCCGUCAACCACAAUAUGGAAACUUUUGGACAUUGUAUUGGGAAAUCAACGCCGAUUUAAUAACAGCUCUAUCGUACUCUGUAUUUUUCAAUAUCAUUGUGGAAGCACCGUGCAGAAAAAUAUUCAAGGAACUUAUGAGUACAUUUCUUAAAGCUGAAAAAGAAUCGGACACGGCGGGGUCAUAAUGUUCAUGAUGGGAGUAAUGACCUAACAUUAAAUGCAGCUCUUUCAUAUAUUAAAAUUGCUCAAAAACAUUAAACUAAACGCCUCUUCAAUAUUAUAAAGUACAAUCUUAGUUAACAUUUAAAAUGUGUAAUAUAUAAUGUACCUAUUUUACCAAACACACACACACACACAUAUAUAUAUAUAUAUAUAUAUAUAUAUAUUAUAGUGCUAGAAUAAUAAGUCAGUGUGAGUUUGUUUUAAUGGAAUACAAAUAUACAAAUUAAUUUUAUUUAAGUAACACUGAAGAUUUACAGUUGUUGAAUUUAUUAAUGUACAUAACAAUGUCACAAGACUUUAUUUUAUUGAAAUCAAAAAAAUAAUCAAAUAAGUAUUGUAUUAGUGUAUUACAUUGUGUGUUAUGGUACCUACUGAUGUUCAUUGUACAAAUACAAAAAAAAAAAACAUAAUUACUACAAGUUAAAAUAUUUAUAUUAUAAAUUAAAUAAUACAUUUUAUUUUUAUUUUCUGAAGAUGAAAAUUGUUACAAGUUAUUUAAGUCUCAGUGCAUAUUACAGUUGACAUAUUUUCAAGAAAGAUGGAUCACCCUUCGUGACUUUUAUUUUACCGUUUUGCAUAUCAAAGAAGUAUAACAAUAAUAUGUUUAUACAGAUAGGCAUUUUUAUAACACAGAAAAUACACACUGUUCGUAGUACUUAAAGUGUAUAAAUGUUUUUACGAUGAAUGACGUCAAUAACAAUAAUACCUAAUU
Aphis gossypii (cotton aphid) is the source of this 3221-nucleotide messenger RNA. Its product is annotated as nose resistant to fluoxetine protein 6-like. NCBI's taxonomy places the organism in Eukaryota, Metazoa, Arthropoda, Insecta, Hemiptera, Aphididae. The record is from RefSeq and is a predicted model, not a curated record. Gene Ontology annotation, molecular function: acyltransferase activity, transferring groups other than amino-acyl groups. The transcript is spliced from 14 exons. The coding region runs from base 283 to 2472 and encodes 729 amino acids.